This is a messenger RNA of Eublepharis macularius, 3424 nucleotides long. RefSeq names its product zinc finger protein 483-like. Bases 511 to 3240 code for a protein of 909 amino acids. The transcript has 3 exons. NCBI's taxonomy places the organism in Eukaryota, Metazoa, Chordata, Lepidosauria, Squamata, Eublepharidae. Gene Ontology annotation, biological process: regulation of DNA-templated transcription. The record is from RefSeq and is a predicted model, not a curated record.
UUCCGCGUCGCCGCUUGCGCAAGAAGCUGACCGGAGUGAGAAAUGCCCCGCAGGCUCUUGACAGCUUCCCACCUUCCUGUUGCCGGGCUCCGGAUGCUCUUUCGAUCGAUUGAAAGCCGGAGCCGCUGUUAAGCGACGCCCCGCAAGGGGGAUCAGGAGACGGGCCUGGCAUUUAACAAGGAAAGGACUCCACCCGGCAUCCUCUUGGAGGCAAGUAUUACCUAACAGGUUUGACCGGAUCCCCUAAACAGGAGUCAAGAAAAAAAUGUUUGCAGAUGAUUGACACGUGGGUGCAACCCUCGGGAAACUCGAGCCCUUUCCCUCUCCUGUAAUUUGUAAGCAACUCUUCCUGGCUCCUCGGAUAUGGCUCAGAGAAAGAACUAUUUUGCGUAGCAUCUCAGUGAGUGACUUUUUUCCGGAUUCUUCAUUGCAACUCUUUUUGGGGGGGUUCCCUUUGAUUCUUUUUUAUAUACACCCUAAUUCUGCCCCCUCCCCCGUUUCUUUUGAAAAAUGUCAUUGAAAUAUGUGAAGAGUAAGCAAGGGCGGGAUCAGCUGUCUUAUAAAGGGUACCUGUAUACAAAGGAGCGUGUAUUUGGGAACAAAACUGUAUGGAAAUGCGCAAUCUACCACAGAGACCGUUGCCCAGGGAGGGCCCACACGUGUGACAACCGAGUCAUUAAGUACUUGCCACAUCAUCACCCUCCCAGCAAGACAGCUGGAGAAGACAAGAUAAUGGAGUGCCACGCAAAGGCCACAACCUCCUCUAGCCCUCAACUGACCCGCAAAGUGGUCCCGUCAAAUUCUGAUGGGUUGCUGGAAGCAGUUCCCACUAAGAAGCUGUGUAUCCAAAAUGUGAAACAGACAUUCCAGCGCUUGAAAGCACGCCUGAAUGCAACCCGCCAGGGGACUUGUGACUCACAAACGCCAUCUGCCACUGUCACCAAGCCCAUUCCUGAGGAAUCCUCGUCGCUCUCCUUAAUGCUUCCAGACUUGCAUGGGUCUUCAGAGAGAGUCACGGGUGGUAGUUCCAUGGACAUCCCUAGAUUCUGCGAGAAACCCCAAACAUCCCAUUCAACCCUUCUCCAGGCCAGCCAGGAAGCUGGGCGGCAGAGGUUUCGCUCGGGAACCGUACCACCAGGAUCAAAUCCACAGGAGAUCCUAUCCUGGAUCAGUGAGGCAGCUCGACAGUGGCUGUGUCCUCUGGAGCACAACAAAGAUCAGAUUGUGGACACGGUCAUCUUGGAACAGUUCUUGGCUGUGCUGCCGGUUGAUAUGCAGGCUUGGGUGAGAGCCAGGGAGCCGAGCAGCAGCACGGAGGCAGUUCAGCUGGCCGAGAUCUAUUUGGGGGACCAGGAAUUGGCCAGGGCUGGCCAGGAGCUGGGGAAGGACCUGGUCACCUUUGAAGACAUAGCUGUGCAUUUCUCUGAGGAGGAAUGGGCUCUGCUGGACCAGGGAGAAAAAACCCUAUAUUGGAAUGUCAUGCAUCAGAAUUAUGAUAACGUGGCUUGGCUGACAGGUGGGACAGAGAGCAAGAGGGAGGAGGACCCCUGGCAGCAAACUUCUGAACCUGUAGUGGAGUUGUUGAAAAAAUCCAACAAGGAAGAUUCCUGGGGCUCUGAGGAAGAUUUGAUUAGAGGAAACCAUCUGGAAAGGAAGCCAAAAAGCAGUGCAGGGGAAGAAGAUGACAUUCCUUUCAUCAGUAAUUUGAAGGAAAUAACCAGAGAUGCUGAACGAGGCCUGGAGACCAGGUGUGCAUAUUGCGGGAAAAGAGAUGUAUCAUCAGAGGAAGAUGCUAAAUAUGCAGUAUUAUCUGAGGAAAUACAGGAAACCUCAGAGAAGAAAAUCUCUCAGAAUCCUGAGGAAAAUUUAAUCAAAGAGGACGAGAAGGGUAUAGAGAGGCAGCAGUCAAACAACCCUAGAAUAGAAGAGAAAUUAAUUCUUUUUAGAAAUAACUCGAUGGACCACCAAGAUAGUGGGCUAGGUUGGGAGACUCCCUGCAUGGGUAUUAAUAGUGGCAACCAAGAGGAAUCCUUAAUACUUCCCCAUGAUCAGAGCAUCUAUAUAGGGGAUGAUUUUGAAUGUGUGGCACUGACUGGGGGGUUAUUGUUAAUAUCUGAAGAAGAAAUUUCCCAAAGUCCUGAGGUAGACUCACAGCCUGAGCCUAUGCAUGUUUAUUCACUCACUGAACUGAAUAAGGCUUACUCCCAAGAAAGUGUGAAUGGGACUGUAGAUAUAACUAGUAAGAAGAACAUUCUGGAAAGGGAACAGAUCUGCAGUCCACGGAAGGAAGGAGAAGGGAAACCUACUACUCCUGGAAAUGGUUUGCUUGAACAAACCAAAGCCCUGCUUCUCUUACAUGCUCAGCCAUCAUUGGAGUCCCAGCCUACAUGCCCCAAUCUGGAAGAAUAUUCAAAACACAACAGUAGUCAAAAAGGCAGCCCAGGAGAAGAUCUGUCUGAAGGCUCCAGUCAUAAGAGACAGCUUAUCCAGAGUAUAGCUUCUACCCAGCAGCCCCACUGCUCUGAUUCUGGGGCAAAUUCUGACUGUGUCUCAGUUUUGAAAAAACACAGAUUUGACAAAAAUGGAAAACCUUGUAGUGGGAAUAAUAUACCUGUCAAAUCUGUCCUUGGGACGCAGCGGAGGCUCUACCUGGGAAGGAAGCCGCAGAAACGACAGAAAUUGAAGAACUGGUGGGGCUUCAGAAAACGCGGAUGCAGGUUUCCUGAGCUUCAAAUGGGCCAGAGGGCUCCCUGGAAACGCAGCCCUGUGCAUGUUAAUGCCCAGCCCCAUGAAAUGCUCCAGAUGACAACAGAUACAAACAGAACAACCUCAGACGAUGGAGCAUCGUCCUCAGACUCCAGGGAAGCGAAAUGUUGGCAAAAAGCUUCCUCCCUUUCCCUUCUUGAUAAAAUGGUUGCUGAGCCUGUUACGACACAGUUAAUGGCAGUACUGGAGCAGGUGGCUGCAGACACGGCUGAAAUUAAGUCCACAGUUUCCAGGCUGCACCCAACAGUUAUCGGCAUCCAGAACGCCCUGGGGAACCUCUGUGGCACCACCAAUGAUGCCGAACACCGGAUCUCAGAUUUGGAAUUCACCUCCCGGAAUACUAAGGCCCAGCUGGUGCAGCACUGCAAUGAUAUUAAAGCUAUCGAGGCUAAGCUGGUUGGGAAAGCUGUGCAGACCAAUGUUAUAGCAGGACUAUGGCCAUCACUGGGGCUCAAGAGAAAAAUGAGCCCCUGAAGGUGUCCCCACCCCCACCCCAAACUCCUGAUUAAGCAGCUGGGGCUGACCAAAUACUUUUGUUUGGGGUUGGACAUAAGGUUCAGACUCAGGGAACAGGAAGUUUGGCACUGAUGGAAUUAGCACCUUGUUUGAAAACAUGCAAUCGUUUGGGACCGCACUUGUUGCAAUAAAUUAGAGGUGA